UCCCGUCUAUUGUUCGCCAGCCGUCAAUACCUGUUCAACCUAGCACAGAAAACGUGCAACAGCAGAAGACAAUAGCGACCACAAACCGCAAAAGCCAUUCAUUCCUUCUGCGGCUCCCGAGCAGUGCUCGAUAUCAAAAAGACAACCGCCUGGUCUACACACUGACCUCUUCACUCCCUCCAACCUGAAACUCAGCCAUCUGGCCUUCUGAGUGCGCGAUCAACCGACCAAAACAACCACCAAGAAACCGAUCAAGAUGUUCGCCAACGGACUCAGCACCGGCGCCCUCGCCGUCCUGCUUGCAGGCUCCCAGCUCGCCGCUGCCCACAUGGAGAUCUCGUUCCCGCCGCCUUUCCGGUCCAAGUUCAACCCCCACGCGACCAACGUCGACUACACCAACACGGCGCCCCUCGCUGCCGAUGGCUCGAACUACCCUUGCAAGGGCUACCACUCAGAUUUGGGCACCGCUGCGGGCGCCUCCACAGCCACCUUCGCCGCGGGCAGCCAGCACAACUUCACCGUUGUCGGUGGCGCUCCUCACGGCGGCGGCUCCUGCCAGGUCAGCUUGAGCUACGACAAGGGCAAGACCUUCACCGUCAUUCAGUCGAUUGAGGGCGGCUGCCCUCUGUCGUCCAGCUACGACUUCACUAUCCCUGCCGAUGCGCCUGCGGGCGACGCCAUUUGGGCCUGGACCUGGAACAACCAAAUCGGUAACCGCGAGUUCUACAUGAACUGCGCCGCCGUCACCAUCACCGGCGGCAGCUCCAAGCGUGAGGUUGAGGAGAAGGCCGAGGAGAAGCGCGCCAGCGCUGCUUUCUCUUCGCGCCCCCAGGUUUUCGUCGCCAACCUCGGCAACGGCUGCAGUGUGCCCGAGGGCAUCGACGUUCAGUACCCCAACCCCGGUCCCGAUAAGGUCGCCAGCGGCAGCAAGCUCGCUCCUCCCUCCGGCAACUGCGGUUCUGCUGCUAGCUCCGGCGACAGCGGUAGCGGCAGCGGCUCCGGCAGUGGAUCGUCUGCGGCGAGCUCCGCCGUGCAGGCCACGGCAGCUCCCGCCACCACUGCUCCGGCUUCUUCUGCCCCUCUUCCUGGUGGCGUCUUCAUCACCGUCCCCACUGGUGGCGCAAGCUCCAGCGCUCCGGCCGCUGCGCCCACCACCCUGGUGACCUCGGUCGCAAGCGCUCCUGCUGCCUCGACCGUCGCCUCUGCGCCGGCGGCCACGGGCACUGGCUCCGCCGGCUCCGGCAGCGGUUCCUCGGCGGGCGGCCACGCCGUCGGCACGGCCUGCAGCAAUGAGGGCGCGUGGAACUGCAUCAACGGCACCUCCUUCCAGCGCUGCGCCAGCGGCGUCUGGUCCGCGCCCAUGGCCGUCGCUGCCGGCACCGCCUGCAAGUCCGGCGAGAGCGAGGCCCUCAGCAUGGACCUCUCCAACAGCAAGCUCCGCCUGCGUACCCGCUUCCGGGGUUCCGCCAAGCUCCGGCUUGCCGCCUAAGUUUCAGCCCUUCCCGGCAAACCAAACUUCUUUCGCUUCGUCUUCUAAAGAGUCGGUUUUGCUGGCCAGCUAGCUGGCAGCGCACACCAGCUCUUUGAUUUCGAGACUUCGUUUUGCACCACCAACUUUCCGUUCUGCUUUUCCUGGUGGGGCAAAGUG
This is a messenger RNA of Chaetomium strumarium, 1648 nucleotides long. RefSeq lists its product as uncharacterized. The record is from RefSeq and is a predicted model, not a curated record. Bases 257 to 1489 code for a protein of 410 amino acids. NCBI's taxonomy places the organism in Eukaryota, Fungi, Ascomycota, Sordariomycetes, Sordariales, Chaetomiaceae. The transcript is spliced from 2 exons.